GGUGAUCGCUAAGGGACAGUUCAAACCGCUACAUCUCCAGUUUGGCCCAGAAAGUGGGAUUUUUUUCAACAGUAAACCCAAACGCUGCGUCUUUAUUAACUUAUCCUGUUGCUUUCAGACGCGAUCCUUUCGGUUGACAAUGAUUUACUGAUGGAGACGAUGUGAUAUGAUGCAUCUGUUGGUGGCGGUUUGUUGAUCAGGUGAAGCAAACGGAGCCGAGGAGGAGUCUCCGAAGAGAAGUCCUGUUUUAAACCUAAUUAAGCCCAACAAUCUCAAACUGGCUGAAAUGGACGAGCAAAGUGUAGAGAGCAUCGCCGAGGUGUUUCGUUGCUUCAUCUGCAUGGAGAAACUGAGGGAUGCUCGCCUGUGCCCGCACUGCUCCAAACUCUGCUGCUUCAGCUGCAUACGGCGAUGGCUGACGGAGCAGAGAGCACAGUGUCCACACUGUCGCGCUCCGCUGCAGCUGAGGGAGCUGGUGAACUGUCGCUGGGCCGAGGAGGUCACUCAGCAGCUGGACACCCUGCAGCUCUGCAGCCUCACCAAACACGAGGACAAUGACAAAGACAAAUGUGAAAACCACCAUGAGAAGCUGAGUGUUUUCUGUUGGACUUGUAAGAAAUGCAUCUGCCACCAGUGCGCCCUCUGGGGAGGAAUGCACGGCGGCCACACCUUUAAGCCUUUGGUGGAGAUAUACGAGCAGCAUGUGACCAAGGUGAAGGAGGAGGUGGGAAAGCUGCGGCGCCGCCUCAUGGAGCUCAUCAGUUUGGUGCAGGAAGUGGAGAGAAACGUAGAGGCUGUGAGGGGAGCGAAGGACGAGAGGGUCAGAGAGAUCCGGAACGCGGUGGAAAUGAUGAUCGCUCGUCUGGACAACCAUCUGAAGAACAAACUCAUCACUCUCAUGGGCCAGAAGACGUCCUUGACCCAGGAGACAGAGCUGCUGGAGUCUCUGCUGCAGGAGGUGGAGCAUCAGCUUCACUCGUGCAGUAAGAGCGAACUGAUCUCUAAGAGCCCAGAGAUCCUGCUCAUGUUCCAGCAGGUCCACCGUAAACCCAUGCAGUCGUUCGUCACCACGCCAGUGCCCCCCGACUUCACCAGUGAGCUGGUUCCUGCUUAUGAUUCAAGCACUUUUGUACUCGUCAACUUCAGCACUUUAAGGCAACGGGCCGACCCGGUCUACAGUCCUCCUCUGCAGAUAUCUGGCCUCUGCUGGAGGCUUAAAGUCUACCCAGACGGUAACGGCGUUGUCCGUGGAAACUAUCUGUCCGUGUUCCUCGAACUCUCUGCUGGACUUCCUGAAACGUCAAAAUAUGAGUAUCGUGUUGAGAUGGUCCACCAGGCCUCCAGCGACCCGACCAAGAAUAUUAUCAGAGAGUUUGCUUCAGACUUUGAGGUUGGUGAAUGUUGGGGCUACAACCGCUUCUUCAGGCUGGACCUGCUGGCCAGCGAGGGCUACCUGAACAUGCAGACCGACACGCUGGUGCUCCGCUACCAGGUUCGCUCCCCAACGUUCUUCCAGAAGUGCAGAGAUCAGUACUGGUAUAUCAGCCAGCUGGAGUCAGCCCAGAGCGGCUACAUCCAGCAGAUCAACAACCUCAAAGAGAGGCUGGCCAUCGAGUUGUUUCGCCGCCAGACAUCCCGCAGCUCCUCGCCCCCUGACCUGAGGCUGGCUGGAGGCACCACCAUGUCUGAGAGAGACCCUCGCUCUGUGAAAAGUGACGACGACGGCCAAACCACCCUGAGCCUCUCUAAGAAAGGAGAUGAAGAGGAAAGGACGCAGCAUGACGAUUCAAAUGAGCUUUCGGAUGGAGACCUUGAGGUGGACUGUCUCACUGAAGAGGAGGUGAACCCGCUGGAUGGAAGCAGCACCUCAGGAAGCUCCACGGCUACUAGCAACACAGAAGAGAACGACAUAGACGAAGAAACCAUGUCAGGGGAAAAUGAUGUCGACUUCAUCGGGAACCUGGAGGCAGAAGAAGGAGAGCUUACUGAAGACCUGGCCGGAGCCACAGGUGGAUCCACCUCCAGCAUGCGUCUAUCACAUCGAGGCGCCGCCGCUGGUCGUAGCGGUGGUGGGAGCGGAGCUUCUGCUGCCCCUGUUGGGGGCGCUGUGGGGCCAGGCAGCAGCAGCCUUCUAGAAAUUGACCCAGUCAUCCUGAUCCAGCUGCUGGACCUGAAGGACCGCAGCAGUGUUGAGUCUCUGUGGGGGCUCCAGCCUCGACCUCCAGUGUCUCUACUACACAGCCAAGCACACCCCCACUCAAGAAAAGAGCGAGAGCGGCGGCCGCAGGUGGUGCGGCGGUCUCCUCCAGACUCGGGCGUCCUGAUCCGCCUCAAGGCUCAGAUGGCCGAGGUCCGCAGCAAGAUGGCCGAUGUCAAAAGUCAAGUUAUGGAGGCGCGGGAGUCCGGGGAGCCCAGACCCGGCCCAUCUGGUGGCUUCAGCGUGGAGGAGGCUUCAGCUCAUUCUGGGAAUCUGGAGCUGCCAGCUUGUCACAAGGGUGGUGAGCUGGAGGGGGUGGGGAGGGCAGCUGCGGCCCGAUCCAGGGCCUGCCGACCCGCGAGGAAGUCUCUGUCGCCUGUCCUGGACAGCAGCAGCAGCGGAUCUUUGCUCGUAAAGAGGAGGAGUCCUGAGGAGAAAGAUAUGAGAGGAGCAGAAGCUUCUGCAGAGCUCAGCCUGCACCCUAAAGAUGGGAUGGGAGCUGUUGAGGAAGUGCUAAAGUCUGAAGCUGUCGCUGGGCCCCUGGUGUCUUUGGGUUCCUGCUCAUCAGAUCAAGCGUCUGCCAGCACCAAGCAGCAGUACGCGGUUGAACAGCAGCUGUACGGCGCCUCGGGGUCCAGAGACGAGAUCUUCUCCCUGGGAGCUCCGGGCUUCAUGGCUGCCAGCAAGGCCUGCAGUGGCAGGACUCUGGGGGCAGCUGUGAUGGAGUGCGAGUCUGAAAGCUCAGGAAACUCCCAGCAGUCCCUGCUGGAGGGGAUCUCUGCUCCGCUGCAGUCAAACGAAGAUCAGUCUUCAUCUGUGCUGGUGGCAGCAACCAGCAGUGACAGCGACAGCGAGGACGAGGCUCUGCAGAGCAGCAAUUCCCGAUAUGACAAUCACACCCCUUCUUGUACAGGAGAGCUUCUCCUGUCUGAUGAUGGCAGCCAUCCUGCCAUCAGGUGACUCUCUGGGAGCCUGUCGGACCGAUUCACUUCGAGUCCAAACAGCCGAUCAUCAAUGGCUGCAAAUACGGACUGACAUUUAGAGUAUAAGCUGCUUGUUUGUGCAUGAACCAGAAGUAAAGACGGUACUUAAACCCAGUCUGUUCACCAAAAGGCGGAAGCAUCCGUGUGCGUCCCGAGGAUUCUCAGAUUGGGUCCAAGGUGCUGAUAAAAACAAAAGCAAGUUCCUAUUUUUUUGUAAAAUAAGUCAAAAAUAUCUCCUUUCAGAGAUCCAAGUUGCAAACUCCUUGUUCUUUUAUAGGAGUAAUUAUUAUUUAAUUUCAAUAACUGCCAUCUUAUUUAAUUCAAUAAAUAAGCUGCUUUUGUUUCUUCUACUUUGUGUAGAAAUGCAUUCCUAGAUUCCAGUUGUGUUUUAGUUCUCUGUGUUACUAAGUUCUGACCCAUCAGCUUCCACCAGAAUCUUUUGUCAAAUAUUCAUCUAAAAGCUUAACUACACAGCGUUAGUUUUCUCUUCUUUCUAUUUUAUUCAUGUAAAGCUGCUCACAUCUGCACAAUGAAAGUUUAACGCUCUGCAGAUUCGAGAAGGCGACCAAGCCAGAUGUUUUUGACACCAUCCUGCAUGCUAACAUCACUAACUGUGCUGGUUUCUUUUUAACCAUGUAGUUAAAAGAACAUUAACUUCACCUUAUGAAUGACCCUCUUGUUGGCAGCAGCCCUUUUUCUAAAUAGUCUUGCAUGCAUUCCUUUGAAAAGAGCUAAGAAAAAGAUAUUCAUGAACAGACCAUCUAAAUUCAGAGAUGUGUUGCAGUUUUAGGUCUUAUUUAUUGUGUAGGGUGAAUGUUGAGGGUUGGAGGUGAAUCAUUUAUAAAGUUCAACUUGUAAAUUUUUGUUUGUUUUUAAAGAAUUUAACAUCUAAAACAAAGCAAACAUAUUUUCUGUUCAUUAAUAAAUAAUAAGUAAGAUAAAAACUCCACUUGCAGGGAAAAUCUCGUGUUUGGGGCUUUAACAGGUUUAAUGUGUUUCGUUUGGUCAGAUAAAGGUAUAGUAUUAAUAAUUUGGUUGUAAUGAGGGAAAUCUGGGAGGGCUUUGCUGUGAUAAAGGUCGGUAAUUAUGUAACAUGUUCUUAGCUGCUGUGCUGCUGGCUUUUCUUAAUGGUUUUUUUUUAUUUUUCGGUUUACACCUCAGUGCUCCGAAUAAACAGAGCAGAAGCUAAUUAUAAAGGUCUGCGUUGAAACUUUAAGCUCUAAUACCCUUGGUGUUGUGCUAUUUUACACCUUCCUGCUCUUCUAACACUCAUUCAACCCUUAUAUAUUGUCCCGGUAUUAGUUUACAUUGUAAAUAUGUUUAAAUUCAGCACCAGUAUAAGUUUGUCUGGGUUUAUUUCUGAGAAACUGGCUUAGGAAGGAAGUACACGGCUUUGAGUUAAUAUAUUAACCUGAAAAUCAGUCUUCAUGCUGUUUCUGUCACUGCUGCCACUUAUGAACAAACUAAAGCAAGAUUCUCGUCACGCAGUGUUUUUUUUUUUGUUACUAUUCCUGUUUUUAUUGAAGCUGCUUUUGUUUUAAAUGUUCCCAGAAUGCGAAAUGUAUUAUUCUCUGAAUAUUUUUAUCUAAUAAAUGAAAUGUUUUACAACACAUAA
Cyprinodon variegatus (sheepshead minnow) is the source of this 4795-nucleotide messenger RNA. It is a transcript of the gene trim37, whose product is annotated as tripartite motif containing 37. The coding region runs from base 287 to 3157 and encodes 956 amino acids. The transcript is spliced from 25 exons. Gene Ontology annotation, molecular function: tumor necrosis factor receptor binding; ubiquitin protein ligase activity; ubiquitin protein ligase binding. Gene Ontology annotation, cellular component: peroxisome; aggresome. Gene Ontology annotation, biological process: negative regulation of centriole replication; protein autoubiquitination. The record is from RefSeq and is a predicted model, not a curated record. Lineage: Eukaryota; Metazoa; Chordata; Actinopteri; Cyprinodontiformes; Cyprinodontidae.